Messenger RNA from Sordaria macrospora k-hell, 1455 nucleotides. RefSeq lists its product as uncharacterized. Gene Ontology annotation, molecular function: aldehyde dehydrogenase (NAD+) activity. The record is from RefSeq and is a predicted model, not a curated record. NCBI's taxonomy places the organism in Eukaryota, Fungi, Ascomycota, Sordariomycetes, Sordariales, Sordariaceae.
AUGGCUGCUACUACUGACUACAAGCUUGACUUCACGACGUUCUACAACGUCAUCAACAAUGAGUUGAAGUCUACCCCCACCACCCGCACCGCCACCAACCCCUCCACUCUGGCUCCCCUUCCUGCCGUCCCCGUCUCCACCCAGGCCGACGUCGACGCUGCAGUCUCGGCCGCCAAGGCCGCUUUCCCUGCAUGGAGCGCCACCCCAAUUGAAGAGCGCGCUGCCCUCAUCAACAAGUUCAUCGACGCCAUCCAGGAGAACUUCAGUGAGUUCACCGGUCUGCUUGCGGCCGAGGGCAAGCCCCCCACAGCUGCCGGGUUCGAGGUCCAGUUCACCAUCAUGCACUUGAAGGCGUCCGUGUCGCUAAGGUUGGAGGAGGAGGUUGUCGAGGAGACCGACGAGAAGAUCGCCAAGGUGCGGUAUACCCCCCUUGGCGUCGGUGUCGGUAUCAUCCCCUGGAACUUCCCCAUGCUCUUGGGUGCCGGCAAGCUUGGACCCGCCCUGUUGGCCGGAAACACCUUCAUCUGGAAGCCCUCGCCAUACACUCCCAACACCGCCCUCAAGCUCGCUGAGCUCGGCACCAAGAUCUUCCCCCCUGGUGUCUUCCAGGCUCUUUCCGGCGAGGAGGACCUCGGCCCCAUGUUCACUGCCCACCCCGACGUCCGCAAGAUCUCCUUCACCGGUUCCACCGCCACGGGCAAGAAGGUCAUGGCUGCUUGCGCCUCUACGCUCAAGCGCGUGACGCUCGAGUUGGGCGGCAACGACGCCGCUAUCGUCUGCGAUGAUGUCGACCUCGAUAAGGUCGUACCCAAGGUUGCUCUUACCGCUUUCAACAACGGCGGUCAGGUCUGCGUCGACAUCAAGAGGCUGUUUGUGCACGAGAAGAUCUACGACGCCUUCCUGGCCAAGCUGGUCGAGACCGUCAAGACCUUCAAGUGGGGCGGCUCUGAGGACACCGAGGGCGCUUUCUUCCCUCCUGUCCAGAACCAGAUGCAGUUCGAGAAGGUCAAGGACAUGUUUGCGCAGAUCGAGAAGCAAGGGUGGAAGACGGCCACCGGCGGUGCGGUCGAGGCCGAGGCCGGCGACAAGAAGGGAUAUUACUUCCAGCCUACCAUCAUCGACAACCCCUCUGAUGAGUCGAGAAUCGUGCAGGAGGAGCCCUUCGGUCCUAUCUUGCCCGUCCAGAAGUGGAGCAGUGAGGAGGAGGUGCUCAAGAGGGCCAACAACACCGAUAUGGGCCUUGGUGCCUCCGUCUGGAGCAGUGAUUUGGACAAGGCCGAGAGGAUCGCGAGGAAGUUGGAGGCUGGCAGCGUCUGGAUCAACAACCAUCAGGAUCUGUCGCCUUUUGUGCCAUUCGGUGGCUACAAGAGCUCCGGCAUUGGCCACGAUUGGGGUAUCAUUGGCCUUAAGGGCUGGUGCAACGUCCAGAGCUUGACGAUCCCCAAGAAGGCUUAA